AUGUACAGUCAAGCUGCCUCACGUUCCGAUUUUGCUCUAUUAGAAUCAAUUCGCCAUCACCUUCUCGAAGAUGAACCAGUUCCAGAGAAUAACAAUGGCAUCCAAGCUCGGCCGGUUUAUUGCGAGAGCUUGAGCUUUAAUAGGCUUUUCUCAAUGGAGAAUUGGAGUGAUAUCCUAUUACAAAUAGAUAACUCCAGUCAAACCAUGGCCUGUGACACUCAGGUACCAGAGUCCCUUGAUAUGCAAUGGUCUCUGUGGAAUCAAGUUGAUUCAAUGACCACUACAUCUAACUAUGAGUUUGAAGUAAGUGUGGAGGAUGCAUCCAAUUACUUGCCACCACCAAAAGGGAGGAAUUAUAAGGGAGUGAGGAGAAGGCCAUGGGGAAAAUAUGCAGCCGAGAUUAGGGAUCCCAAGAAAAAUGGUGCACGACAAUGGCUGGGGACUUAUGAGACACCGGAGGAUGCGGCUAUGGCUUAUGACCGGGCCGCUUUUAAAAUGCGCGGUGCAAAAGCUAAGCUUAACUUCCCACAUUUGAUUGGCUCGAGCAAUUACGAACCUGUUAGAGUGACUAACAAGCGUUACUCGCCUGAACCAUCUUCCUUGUCAUCGCCGGUUUCAUCGUUGUCGGAAGUGGAUGAUGAAUCUCCGAAGUCCAAGCGGAGAACAUAUAGAUUUGACUCUUGA
This is a messenger RNA of Populus trichocarpa (black cottonwood), 684 nucleotides long. Its product is annotated as ethylene-responsive transcription factor 13. Bases 1 to 684 code for a protein of 227 amino acids. Lineage: Eukaryota; Viridiplantae; Streptophyta; Magnoliopsida; Malpighiales; Salicaceae. The transcript has a single exon. Gene Ontology annotation, biological process: regulation of DNA-templated transcription; ethylene-activated signaling pathway. The record is from RefSeq and is a predicted model, not a curated record. Gene Ontology annotation, molecular function: DNA-binding transcription factor activity; DNA binding.